AAUCUUAAUAUAGAAAAGAAAGAAACUUCAGAAGUGCAUAUGCAAUGCAGUAUAUUUUUUUUUUUUACUUGUAAAUAUCUAUCUCAUUUUAAUUGUAUAUUAUGUUUAAACAAAUCAAGAAAACAACAUAUCUACAUAAUAUAUUUUUUCGUAACUUUACAAACAAAAGUCGAGCAUCGGCAUGCUGAAAUACCAUGGCAAUGGGCUAUUUACAGACAGUUUAUAAAACCAGGAUAUUACGUAGGAACAGCGUUGGUAAAGCGAUAAAAGAUAUGUGUGUCAAAGGUCAUACUGGAACGUAUAAACAACUUCAGUUGAGCUAUUGUGAACAUUGUGAUAUAUAUGUUUAAUCGGUAAUUGUGAACAGGUUGCCCACAAUGUACUUUUGCUUGCAAAAAAUAACCAUGUUCUUUUCUAUUUCUGCAAUAAUUAUUCUAAGUUCCUACACACACCUAUGUGAAUGUGAUAACUUGUCUCUAGAGCAAAUAUACAAAAAAGGAUUACAAGCUUAUUCACGGCAAGAUUGGACAGAAUGUGUUGUCCAAUUUGAAGAAGCAAUAACAUUAUAUAAAUUGUACAAGACUAUAAUCAUUAAUUGUAGACACAAGUGUAAAUCAAAAUGGUCGACAUUUGAAAAUAUUAUAACGGAUGAUUUUGAGGACUUGAAACAAUAUGAACGUUUAUUUCAUAUCAGUAGUUGUUUAAUGGUAUGCCAAGAAACUGAAUUUAAUAGAGUUUCUCUGAAGAAUAAUGUUCCAGAUUCCUUACUAUCAAAAAUUAUAGACCUGCAACCAUAUGAAUACCUUCAAGUAUGUUACUAUCAAACAAAUCAUCUCCAGAAAGCAGCUUCUGCAGCAGCUACUUAUUUAGUUGUUCAUCCUGAUGACAGCAUUAUGAAAUCAAACUUACAACAGUACAUAAGACUUGCUAAGCUAAGCCCAGAUGACAUUGUUAAUUUAGAAGCUGAUAAAUAUACAUCAUUGUAUGAUCUUGCCACAAAGGCCUAUUCAAACAAAGAUUGGAGGGAGACUGUUGAUCUAAUGGAAAAUGCUAUAAAAAAGUAUUUAUCUUCAGAAGAAAGUUGUCGAAUGGCUUGUGAACAAUUGCCAGAACAAGAAUGGUCCUCUGAAUUAAUGGUAACACUCUCUAACGCAAUAGCAUCUUUGUUGGAUUGUCAACAACAAUGUCAGACAAGACUUAAAUCAAUCGGCUACAAUUCUGGUAUAGAUUUUUUAUCAGAAGCUCUUAACUACUUGCAAAUAUCUUAUUAUAAUUUGAAUCUGAUUGAAGAUGCUGCUAAAGCUACUGCAAGUGCUCUUCUUUUAAAACCGGGUGAUGAAAUUAUGUUAGAAAACAAAGAAAUUUAUAGCACUCUUACUGAGCCAAGCUCAUUUGUUGAGCGUAGUGAUAUGCAAUUUUACUUAAAACGUGAUAAUUAUGAAAAGGAACUGUUGGAGCUUUAUCUUCAUGAAAAUCCUAAUUUUUACAGUACUGAGACACAAUAAAAACAAUGCAGCCAGGGCACUAUUGCAUUAUGGCAUAGCAUGCCAAAAAGCAGAAUCUCUGCCUUAUCCGAAAUUUUGCUUGCCUUCUGAGUAUAGUUGGCCCUUUAGUCAUUUAUCAUUUCCUUGUUUUCAACUAUCUUGGAUAUAGGUAAAAUUGUAUAAGGUAAAUUGAUAAAAUUCCAGGCUUGUCAAAGUUAAGCUAGUUCUGUUAAAAAAUUUGUUAAAGCUAACUGUCUAAUCUCUGUGAUAUAAAACAGUUGUUGAUAAGAGAUUUGUUUAGCCACAAACAAAAUGAUGACUUAUUGGUAAAUUUUGUUGGCAGUCAUGAAUUGUAACUAUUAUUUGUAACUAACUGUUAUUAAAGGGCAGAAAAGUAAUUAGUUGUAAGAUUAUUAUUACCCAAUGGGUUGUAAGUAUAACUGAUUCUGGACAAACAUUAUGUGCCAUAUUUUUUUAAUAUUUGUUUGUAUGAAAUGAUUUAUUUAAUAAAAUUGUAAGUUCUUCACUA
Molecule: messenger RNA, 2013 nt
Organism: Amyelois transitella
Lineage: Eukaryota; Metazoa; Arthropoda; Insecta; Lepidoptera; Pyralidae
Product: cartilage-associated protein
Exons: 1
Coding region: 378-1505 (375 amino acids)
Biological process (GO): collagen fibril organization
Cellular component (GO): endoplasmic reticulum
Molecular function (GO): collagen binding; protein binding
Source: RefSeq, a predicted model, not a curated record